Molecule: messenger RNA, 735 nt
Organism: Salvia splendens (bonfire salvia)
Lineage: Eukaryota; Viridiplantae; Streptophyta; Magnoliopsida; Lamiales; Lamiaceae
Product: probable disease resistance protein At1g58390
Exons: 3
Coding region: 1-735 (244 amino acids)
Biological process (GO): defense response to other organism
Molecular function (GO): ADP binding
Source: RefSeq, a predicted model, not a curated record
AUGGGAGAGAUUAAAUCUGGAUAUAGGAGCAGCCUGCACUAUUUCACAUGUGACAUUGUUGAUAUGGUACGCGAAGCCCUGUCCCUGUGCACCAAGGGUGAUAACGCCUCUUUCCUCACUAGAUCUAUCGUUGAGGUGAGACUGCGAAUGUUCAAAUUGGGAGAUGAUGAUGCGGAGGCGCAGAGAUCACAAGGCUGUGAUGAUGAUGCUGAUGAUGAACAUGUGGCGGGAUUAGAGAAAGACGUGGAAUUGUUGCUUCGUAGAGUGGUUUUUAAUGAGGAACAAGGCCUUCAGACUUCUAGCGUCACAGGCAUGGUUGGUAUUGGGAAGACGACUCUUGCUAGACAAGUGUACAACAAUCCUGACGUUAGUCUCAAACAGAUGCUUCACCAACACUUGCAUGGAAAACGAUAUUUCAUAGUUCUCGACAUCUUGCGCCAAGAAAUGUGCUUGCAAUAUUUAUUGGCAUGUCUCCCGGAUGAAGAUAAUGAGAGUAGAUUGCUACUCACGAGCCAAACUUGUUACGGAGAAGGCAUCAUUUAUUACAAUUAUGAGGUGAUUCCUUUGGAUGCUGUUAGUAGCUGGCAAUUGUUUCUGAAAACAAUAUCCAGUGGCAACGAGAACAAGUUCCCAAAGCAGUUGGAGGAAAAGGGAAGAGAGAUACUGAACACACAAUGUUGUGGUCUACCAUUAGCUAUAGAAGAUGUUGGUAGGCAGCUAAGCGUCGGGGAGUGA